Molecule: messenger RNA, 10863 nt
Organism: Myiozetetes cayanensis
Lineage: Eukaryota; Metazoa; Chordata; Aves; Passeriformes; Tyrannidae
Gene: THSD4
Product: thrombospondin type 1 domain containing 4
Exons: 18
Coding region: 344-3448 (1034 amino acids)
Biological process (GO): extracellular matrix organization
Cellular component (GO): extracellular matrix
Molecular function (GO): metalloendopeptidase activity
Source: RefSeq, a predicted model, not a curated record
CGCGAGCAGUGCCGUGUGCGGGCGGGAGCGAGGGGAGCGGGAGAGGCUGAGCCUGAGCCCCGGAGCCGCCGGGAACCUGCUCGGGUCCGGCGGGGCUCCGGCAUUCCUGGCCCAGGGCGCGCCGCCUCCCAUGCGCCGGAGGCCGCGCAGGGUCUCAGCCCUCUCGUCCCUCACCCUCCCCCAGAGCGCCUCGUCGCGGGGCCCCCGGCCGGGACGCCGGGCACGGAGCGGUGAGGAGAGGCCGGGCGGGCAGCCCCGCGCCAGGAUUUGUAUGUGAUCAGCAUUGUGCUGUACCACAGUGAAGAGGUAUUUUUCACUUCAAGGUACCUUCCAUUAAAGGAUCAUGGUAGACAGUUUAAUAGUUUCUUUGAGACUUCUCAGUUCCCUAGCAGUGUUGGGAUUUCAGUUUGUGAUCCCACAACCUUCAAUUGAACACAGAAAGGUUCCCCAGAGGAUAGAAGAGCAAGGAGAUGCAUCUGAGGACAGCAGUGCAGGAAUCCCAGGCAUGUGGGGCAACUGGGGCCCCUGGUCUGCCUGCUCCCGGAGCUGCAGUGGAGGUGUGAUGGAGCAGACACGGCCCUGCCUUCCUGCCUAUUACCGGGAAAGGGAGUGGGAUCAGGGGUACCGGCGCCCGGGGUGGCAGUUCCCAGCCUCGGACAGGACUCACCACAACCCCCACCAGGAGGACUCACUCUCUGCCUAUCCCGGACAUGUCAUUUCUGCCAUCCGGACAUCUGUGCCACUCCACAGGAACGAGGAGCAGCUUUGGGCUGGGCUUCGUGCCCCUGUCCCUGCUGGGGGCCGUAACAGCAGCCACGGGGGCAGGGGGACACUAAGGGGCAGCCGGCACUCCCAGAACCAGCAGCAUUCCCAGAACCACCGGCACAGCGCCCAGGCAGAAAAGAGAAGCAGAAACAGAAAUCCUAUUGGUCCAGGAAAAUAUGGAUAUGGAAAAGUGCCAUACAUUUUACCUUUACAAACUGACACUGGUCAGCAGCCUCAGAAACUCCGGAGGCAGCGCCAGUCCUCGAGGAGCCACGUGUUCCAUGCAAGCCCGAACCUCAUGAGCACCUACAGCCAGGCAGCUGCACCUCCACUCCAACAUGGCAAUCUUUACCAAGAAGCAAGUGGGCCUCAGGCAGGACAUCAGGUCCUGGGGCCCUCAGUUUAUCAGUCCCCAUCAUUUCCUGUGUCUCAAAGCCUGUUCCACAGCAGUGACCCAAACCAGCACAGCCCUGGGUCAGCCCAAACCCUGCAGGGGCAGCCCCAGCCCCCAAGGGCCACGGCCAUCGUGUGCGUUGGCACCUACAAGCAAUAUAAACUCUGCAACACAAUUAUGUGUCCUGAAAGCAGCAGAAAUAUUAGAGAGGUGCAAUGUGCAUCAUACAAUAACAAGCCAUUUAUGGGUCGAUUUUAUGAAUGGGAACCUUUUGCAGAAGUGAAGGGAAGCCAGAAGUGUGAGCUGAACUGCCGUGCCAUCGGAUACCGCUUCUACGUGCGGCAGGCUGAGAAGGUGAUAGACGGGACCCCCUGUGACCAGAAUGCUACCUCCAUUUGCGUGGCAGGGCAGUGCAAGAGCAUUGGCUGUGACGACUAUCUGGGUUCUGACAAGGUGAUUGACAAGUGUGGAAUAUGUGGAGGGGACAACACUGCUUGCAAGGUGGUGUCUGGAGUUUUCAAACACACGUUAACAAAUCUUGGCUACCACAAGAUAGUGGAAAUUCCUGAAGGAGCUACCAAAAUCAACAUUACUGAGAUGUCAAAGAGCAACAACUAUUUGGCCCUGCGGAGCCGCUCGGGACGGUCCAUCAUCAAUGGAAACUGGGCAAUCGAUCGUCCCGGGAGAUACGAAGGUGGUGGGACAAUGUUCACUUACAGGCGCCCAAAUGAAAUCUCCAGCACUGCAGGGGAGUCGUUUUUAGCUGAUGGUCCAACAAAUGAGGUCCUUGAUGUCUAUAUGAUACAUCAGCAACCUAACCCAGGCAUACAUUAUGAGUAUAUCAUUCCAGGAGACAAUGUCAUUAGUCCUCAGCUGCUUGCUCACAGGAGGCCAGGGGAGCCAUUGAAUGGUCAGUUGGGAAUGCCAGAAGGUACAAGUCAUGAGGAUGAGGAUUUGCACAGAGAGACAGACAUUCUCACUGGACAGUCAGCUGGAACUUUUCCAGUUAUUCAACCAGGAAGAUUUCCUUCUCAUCAACCAGAAAACCAGGUGCCUGCUAUGCAACUGCCAAGACAAAACCGAGAACACAACUGGAAACAGGUUGGAAAAACUGAGUGCACAACUACCUGUGGGAAGGGAUCACAGUACCCGAUUUUCCACUGUGUCAACAGAAUCACUCAUGAGGAGGUCCCCGAGGGUUACUGUGACAGCAGUACCAAACCCAUCCCAGAAGAGGAAGCCUGCAACCUCUUCCCAUGUCCAGCUUUCUGGGACAUAGGGGAGUGGUCUGAGUGCAGCAAAACCUGCGGCCUGGGGAUGCAGCAUCGCCAGAUCUUGUGCCGGCAAAUCUAUGCCAACCGCACCCUGACGGUCCAGCAGUACCGGUGCCAUCACCUGGAGAAACCUGAGACCACCAGCACCUGCCAGCUGAAGAUCUGCAGUGAAUGGCAGAUCAGGACAGAGUGGACCUCAUGUUCAGUGCCUUGUGGAGUGGGGCAGAGGACUCGGGAUGUGAAGUGUGUCAGCAACCUUGGGGACAUUGUUGAUGACGAGGAAUGUAACAUGAAGCUGCGGCCAAAUGACAUUGAGAACUGCGACAUGGGCCCCUGUGCCAAGAGCUGGUUCCUCACAGAGUGGAGUGACAGGUGCUCUGCAGAAUGUGGGGCCGGGAUCCGCACGCGCUCCGUGGUCUGUAUGACAAACCACAUCAGCAGUUUGCCUCUGGAAGGCUGUGGCAACAACAGACCCUUGGAAACAACCCCCUGUAAUAAUGGACCCUGUGCUGGCAAAGUGGAGUGGUUCACUGGGGGCUGGACUCAGUGCUCUUCUGAAUGUGGCAGUGGAACUCAACAGAGAGAAGUCAUUUGUGUUAAGAAAACUGAAGGUAAUUUUGAUGUUUUGGACCCCUAUGAAUGUUCAUAUUUGGAAAAACCUCCCAUCCAGCAAUCCUGCUACCUCAAACCAUGUGGAUCUAAGUGGUUUCAUACAGAAUGGAGCACAUGUUCCAAAUCCUGUGAAGGAGGAUUUCGGGUCCGGGAGGUGCGCUGUCUCUCAGAUGACAUGGCAGCCAGUUCUCAGUGUGAUCCACAGCUGAAACCUGAAGAGAAAGAAUCAUGUAACACACAAGAUUGUGUCCCUGAAAUAGAUGAGAACUGCAAAGAUAAAUACUACAACUGCAAUGUGGUCGUUCAGGCCAGGCUCUGUGUCUACACCUACUACAAAACAGCCUGUUGUGCAUCCUGCACACGUGUGGCGAACAGACAGUCGGAGUUCCUGGGCCAGAGAUAAGAAAUACUCUCUGCUCAAAGCAGCGGUGUCAGUCUGCAGAUGGAGCUUGAACAGUGUUACUGCUUCGACUGCAGCAGUUUGAGCUUCUUAGAGAUGGGGGUUUGUAUUUGCUGAGUGCAGCAAGACCAUGGUUAAAUCUCACACCCUUUCAGUUAUUGUGCAGUUAUCUCUUUUAAGAUGUUUGUUGUAAAAACCAUGAUCUUUUUAAAGCAUUAGUUGCUAAUGAUACUAUUAUUUGCACCUGCUCAUCAGAUAAUUAUUUAAGGAACAUACCAGCCUUAAUAUUGUGAAAUAAUGAAAACUGAAACUAUUGCAGGCACUUACUGGAGAUAGUUGACCAGUAUGGAUGCAGCUGCUGCAUUAUUUUCUGAGUGCUUACUUUUACUUGGUAUUUUGGACUGCCUUAAAUUAGAUGACUAAAUCAAUGAAACAUGCACAUGAGAAAAAUUAUUUCCCAAAGAACCAGACCUUUAAGGACCCAUUUGUCAUCAGUUUCUUAGCACUCUAACAUAUAUUUUUAAUUACUUCAGUCCAUUCAUAAUUAGAGUCACUGUUAAGCUCUCAGUUGUACUUUUAACUAACGUCCUGUCCUCAGGCAGUAAAUAUAUACACACAACUGCCAAAAAGUGCCUUUAUAUUUAAUUCAUAAACUCUUGAAGAUACACUUUUCUAAUUUUGUAUGGAUUUUAAAAUAAUUACCUACCAGAGUGACUCUAGUGCCUAGCCCUUCAAGUCUGUAACAACUCCAUCUGUCAGUGAGACAGAUUCACCAGAGAGGUGAAGAGCCUUUGCUGAUGUAAAAGUGAUUCUUUCCCUUGGCGAGGUUUCUGUCCUGUACAACAGUUAUUUCAGUGAACUGGGAUCUUGCCUGAUUCUUUGUCUCUGCACUAUGGCUUAACAAGUACCAUACCAAAGGACUUUGUCCAGACCUAGUCUGGAUAUGUCACCAGUUUCUGAAACAACCACCAAAGGAUGCAGGCCUGUGUGCUUUGUAGUCGUGUGUUACUCGUGGUAUCAGGCAGCAGUGUGAGUGUAGUACCUGAGUAUCUGUCAAAAGGAGAUCUUGGCUAUUGACAUUCAUCAGGUUUUGAUCAGUUGUUACAACAUACUUGUCCUUUUUCACUCAGUGUUUCAUCACACAGAUCUAUUCAUACCACUUCUUUUCUAUUACUCAAGAAUGGUUAAAGACAUGGAGCUGAAUUUAAGUGGUGAUUUUUCAUUUCUGCAAUUACUGUACUCAGCCUUGGGACUUGCUAAAAGCAAAUAGGGUAUGCUAUGCAGUGCAGAUCAGUUUUUGCAUUAUCUGCAUGUUCUCUAGGCUUUGCUUGAGAGGUCUUUCAAAUGUGUAAAUAAGGCUGAAGGAAAAAAAUGAACACCACUGCUUAUUCAGCUGUUUAUUACAGCAUAUUUUUUAUAAACUAGUGAUGUUCAACUAUGCAUCUGUUUCUAAGGUGCCUGAUGUCUGAGUUGAAAAACAGCUGUGAUAAUCAUGUAAAGUCACUCCCAGAGAUGUGAUAUAACAGAGGUUAAGGUGUCCUGCUAACUAAUGCAGAACCAUGUUUGAGCCUCACUGGGUGUUCUUUUCUUCCUAAUGCUUUGGUGGAGAGGAUGUGGAAAGGGAAUGGAGCUCGGAGGCAAAGGUUGCUGGGUGUGGUACUGGUCACGUCAGGUUUUGUGCUGGAAGCCACAGGAAUUCCUGUAGUCUGAAAGCUGCCUUGAACUGAGACAAACCUUUGAAGUUUUUGAUUUGGUCACUCAUGAAAAAUAUAUUUUAACUAUGAUGAGCUACCACUGUUUGGCUAAAGGAAAUUAAAGGAAAAAGUAUUUACCUAGAAGCUAAAGUCAGUCUUUGUGACUAUGAACCAUUCAAGGCUUUGGCUGUUUCUAUACACCUUGACUUGGGCUUUUUUACUGUAAAUAAUAUAAAAUUGUUAGAAAUAGAAAUGCUAAUUAGAAAACUUGUGAGUUCAUGAAUCUUUUACAGUCCUGUUCCCUUGUAUUAUGAAGAUUUAUCCAUGAAGAUAACUUAAAGAUUUGUGAUGAUUAUAUUCCUUAGAUUCUUGACCAAAGAAUGUUAUGGAGAAAGUGCAGUGUAAACAACUCUGGAAUCCAGUAUUUCUAAAUACAGAUUUUCAUCUGUGUAUCUCAUUGCAGCAAAUUUUUACAUACAAUUUUUGUUGUUGUCUCUUUUGUCCCAAGGAAGUGUAUCCUGUCAGCUUGAGGGAGAUACUUGUUACAUAAAAAGGCUUCCUGAAAACCCCAAGGCAGAUGAGAUGCAGGGAGCUAAUCAGGUUUGCAAUCAAUCCAUGGAAAAUUAUCUCACACACACUUCUGGCUGUGACAGAGUUAGUGACUCAGCACACAGACAUGAGAUCCUCCUAUUUUAUAAAAUAUGUUAUUUUACUCUGGAAUAUGUGGCCAUUAAGUUAUUUGACAAAGAGGAUCAUCUUGUAGGCUCUGUUAAGCUGCCACUAAAGUAAACAGAGUUCUUGGCAACUAAAUAUCAAAGAAUGUGUACUUACACAUAGCAGUGUAACCCUGUAAUACACCUAUUAUGUACAACUUUGUGAAUUAAAUGCAGUGAGCUAUGAUUUUACAAACUGUACAUUUUUUGUUUUUUUAAUUAAAGAGGCAGUUUUCAGAUGUACCAGAUACAACAAAAAAUACCAUUUCAUCUAAUUAAACAUCUAAUGGUAAGAAAACUGCCAGAAUGCUACUGAAUUUAAUCAUUUAUCAUCUCGUGCGUCAGCAUUACCAAAGUAGUUGUUCCUGCCAAAUGAACUAAUAAGCCCUUUUUAUCAGCACUUUGAUAUACUAAUAUUGUCUGCACAAAGUGCUGUGCUAAGAUUCCACCAUGUUGCAAAGCACACUUUGGAAUUGUGCCUGUAGCAAGUGUUUUAAUGGAGCAGUGCCUUUAAGGCAUUUAGAAUGAUGCCUGCAGAAGGACCUGAUUUUACUUUUGCUGUAAGUCGUAGAUGGCCUUAUUGAAUAUAGUAGACUUAGAGCAGAUAUAAACCCAAUAUAAUUAAGAAAUAAUGCAGACUUCUGAUUUUAAAUGAUUCAGUUUCUUCUUCUGACAUUUUAACAUCAGUCAAAAUCCUGCACAAUGGUGUAAAAAAAUAUGCUUCCUGGGCUUGAAGAUUUUCACCUUACACAAUGAAGGAAGACCAGAGUAAGUUAGAUGGUUUAUUUAAAGAGUCUAAGCAGUCCACCUGCACAGAGCUUUCAUGACUUACAGAUGUACAGCUGGCCAAAAUUAGCCCCAUCCAGAGGAGGCUCUGUGUUUCAAAGCACUUUCCCUUUGGAAUUGAGGACUCCUGGUGCACUUGUUUAUCUAGUUAUCCAGGGCCCAUCAGGGUUUGCCAGCUCCUGUGCGCAUACGUAGGUAGAAUUCCUUGUGUACUGCAAUUGCAUGCCAAGUUCGAGAGCACUGAAUUCAUGGACUUCUCCCUUCCUCUCCCAGAAGAUGCUGUGGAAGUAUGAGGGAUGCUCCUGUGGGAAUGGCCAGCAAUGAGACAGAGUUAGUGUUUGCUUUGGUGACUCUGACCUUCAGUCUCCAGGGCUCUGAGUCAGGGAAGGGCUAGUUAGGAGCAGUGGAGAGCUUGGAGUGCAGUGCAGGAGAUAUGGGGGAUCCUGCAGGCCUGUCAGCUUUGGAGUGCAACUGUAAUGUGUGCCAUGGACUGGAUGCAGGACUGCUUCAGUUUCCCUUCACAGGGAACUGGCAUCUUUGUCAUUAUACUCAUAAUCUUCUCUUUUUUUCCCAAUACUUCAGCAAAUGGAGAAUUUUCUAUAUGAAUAAGGCAGUGUUUAGCAUUAAUAUUAUUGGUUAGAUCCCAGUUUUAUGACAAUAUGAUGCAGUUAUAUAUCAGUCAUAUAUAUAUGUGUGUGUGUAUAUAUAUAUAUGUCAUUAUAGCCCUGACUCAAAGGAGUACAUUAAACUGGUUGAACAGAAGACCACAUGGGGCAGCAGCUUUUCGAGGACCUUGCUACUUCCUUUGCUUAUGUCUGAGUCCCAGAGAGUGCCAGUCACCACUGAGGGAGGAAAGAGGCAGGGGCUCAAACAGCUUAUGGCUGGUAUAGGGGAGGUUACGUCUUCCUGAAGAAAAUAGUUUGUUUUCUCUCUUUAUAAUCUAUACCACUGUAAGUAGUAAAAUAUACUUUACAGAGCUUUGCUUUUCCCCAUUCUUAUCCUGACCUGUCCCCCUUUUACAGCCACACCCCCAACUCUUCUCCUCUUCCUCUUAUCUCACUUUCAUCCUUUUGUCCUUUGGGUUACAAUAUUAAAUUUUGCCAGAAUUACUGAAAAUCCUGGCCUUUUGGUUUGUAAGAAUCAGUGUUAGAAAUUAGCCCAGCUCUUAAGAGAUCUAUAUUCUUGCGAGCCCAGGGAUUUUUCUGUCUGUGUGCAUCCAUGUUGGCUAGUUUUUAAUGGGUAGCAGUAAAGUACAUACUGAAUUAACCCCCAUGCAAUGAACCUGUGACUGCACAGCCAUUGAAGUAUGUAUUGACCAUUUAUUCUCAUAUGUAACAUUUAUCACAUAAAAAAAAGGAUUAUCCUCUUCACAAAGGAAAAGCUGUGUGUUUACUUGGUCUUCUUGAGACUUAGUGUCUUUGACUUCUUAAGAGCUGUUCUGUGUGUUGGGCAGAUAAUAUAUGUGCACGCCUGUAAUUCGAACACAAAGCAUGAAAUUUUGAACAUGAAUGUAAACUUCCUUUAUGUCUAAACUUAGAGAAUGCUUGUGGGAGAUAAAUUAGGCAUUGCUUAGAAAAUGAAGUAAAAUAAUUAUUUUCACACCAGAAAUGAAAAAUCAUCCACUAAGGAUUUUCAAUAUAUUUUAAAUUAAACUUCUGAUUGUCGUGGUUUUGUCCUGGCUCAAUUUACUUUUAUACCUCCCAUACAAUUACUAUCAGUUGAGAGAAGGUUUAUGCAGACAAAAAGAGACUGAAUUGAAAAAAAAUAUGAGUAUUUAUUAUUAAUAAGCUAAAACUAAAGAAUUAUAUUUACAACAAUUCUACUUAAGUAAAAGGUAUUAUGUAUUUACAGAAGAUACUUCUCCCCCCACCUCCCUUUAUAUUAGUUCAAGGAGGAGAAGCAGUCCUUUUCUGUUCUCGGAAUUCCAGCUCUCUCUCUCUCUCCAGUAACUCUGCAGCACUUUCGUCGCAGCUGGAACUUUUUUAUCUCUCUUUCAUUCUGUGUUGACCUCCAGGGCUGGGUCUACCCCCCUCCUGGGCUAAACCCAGGUCCUGAAGGGUUUCCUUCCAUAGGCUUGCAAGGGGACACUUGCUUACUAUGGAUCUUCUUCCACAGGGUUACAGGGGAUAAUGGUUUAAGAGUUCACCCCUGUUUCCCUGUGGAGGUCCCUCCCCAUGGGAGAACAGUCCUUGACUGACUUCUCAGCAUGGGUCUAGUCUGGAUCCCUUACUCGGAUCCCAAUAUCCCACCUGAGCUGUUUUCUGCUCCAGCGUAGGUUCUCUCAUUCCCCUCAGGGUCAUAAAUCUUCAACAUCCCUACCCGAGCCGUUUUUCUGCUCCAGUGUAGGUUCUCUCAGGGUCACAAAUCUCUAGCACCAGCAGCAUGGAUCCCACACAUGGAUCCCAACAUCCCUACCCGAACCGUUUCUCUGUUCCAGCGUAGGUCAUCAUCCCCCUCAGGGUUAUAAAUCUUAAACAGCAGCAGCAUGGAUCUCUUACGGAGAUCCCAAGCUUAUCUGAGCCGUCUCGCUCCAGCAUAAGCAUCGUCCCCUUCAAGGGUUACAAAGUCUUUAACAGGACUCUGCCUCAUCCGAGCCGCUUCUGCUCCAGCAUAAGGCUUUUCUCUUUCUGUUAAAGUCACAAAUCUCUGGUGCAUCCACAAGCUCCUCUGUGAGCCGCACGGGGGUCUUUUCACCCCAACAAACUUUCACAAGUGGCAGGGUUUUAUUUUUCAGUCUUUACCCUGCUGAAGGGAGGGAGAGCGAAAAGGAGAAAAAGCAGCUCUCCCCCCUUCGAACUUUUCUUCUCUCUCCUGUUGCAGCUUCAGCUGCCAGCUUUGACCUUGGAAGUCCUGUUAUCUCAUGGCUGGAAUUCUUCUGCAGCGGUUUCUCGUCUAAGCAGUUCGUCUUUUAAACCUUUUUUUCUUCACUCUCUCACAAGAGAGAAGGGAGGCUUCAGUGCCGCACCUGCCCCCCCACCCCGGCCCAGGACCGGGGGAGGAGGAGACCUUGGCCCACUUCAGGGCCCACUGCCGCCUUUCCUACAUGGCUGCUGAAUUUCAACUGCGCAACCAACUUUCUCUUCCGUUUUCUUAAAGAUGUAAUUAGCAAAGGCGUCACUGAACUUUUUGAUUGGUUUUUUUGUCCGGAAAUCACCUGGACAAAACCAUCCUCAGCCCCAGGGAUGGGCUGGUGGGCAAAACCACGACACUGAUCAUUAUAAUACCUCAACAGUGCAGGUAAAAUUCAGACCUGGUGAAAGGGAGAAAAUUCCAUUUAAGAGAACUCACAGCAGGCUUGAACUCAGCUCUUUACCUCUCAGCUUUCAACAGCCAGAAGUUCUUAAGAAUGAGAGAUCCCAAUUUUUCGGAAGCCUAAUUUUGAUAAAUCAUUGACCUUCCAGCAACAGUCAUUACCACUUGCCCUGACCUGUUUUUCUAUGCUGCCUUUGGGUCUCUUGAGACCAGUGGCCUUGGCAGGGGUUGGGUGCAUACAAGUUGUGAAGUCCCAUCGUAGUCACUUAGGAUCUACAUAGAAAAUGAGGAAGGAAGGGAGACAAAAGAAACCCUAACUUUUUUGUGUGUGUAUAAACUUGUCUACUUGACCCUCAUAACUGAUUUUGGGCAGAAGGAUAUACUUUAUUAUAACUUAUUUUGUCAUUAUUUGUAAAUACAAGAUGUCUAUGGGAAAUAUGUAAUUCUGAGCUGUGUCUAUGGAACAAGCCACUGCACCAAAAAAAAUUCAAAUAUUUAGAAUAGGCAGAUUUUUUUAUUAAAAGGGACCCAAUAUGUAUUUAUUUACAUAUACCAUUCAAAUUUUGUCCAGCUUUUUCAUUAUACUAAUCCAGCUUUCUAGGGAAUUUUAUAUCACAGGUAUUACAUAUAUAUUUUUUGUAUAUAUGUCAUACUGUAAAUCCAUAAUACAAUUUUCUAAACUUUCUGAUUAACCAGUUCCUUGAGUGAAUUAAAGGAGAUAGGCAAAUUGCUUUCUGACUCGUUCAGGAAUAUGUAUCUGUGGCAAUGUACCUGAACCAGAACUGUACAGCAUCCUUUUCAUAUUGUAUACUUUUUCUCUUUGAUGAAAAAACGUUAACUAUUUUUGUUUAUGACUAAUUUAUUUUUAUUAUUGUGAAAAAUAAAGUAACUCAAGAUGAAUUUAUGUGGCAUGUUUUAUUUCUUACCUGGUUGAUCUGAGUUUCUUGGGAAUUAAGUGCGAGCAUCAACAAGG